UCUCCUCUUCCUUCUAACUCAUUUUUCAUUCUGCUUGCAGAAAUAAGUUCGUUCUUUUUUCAGAAUUUCUUUCUAAAAUGUGCUUUUGAUCCUGUGACUGGCCUGCUCAAGAGCAUUUGAUGAUUUCCACUUUUUUCAGGACGAAGUCUAGAGAUUAGCAAGCCUGAUUUUGGCCAUUCUUUGCAGCCUCAUUGCCAUGUCUGAAUAUACCCAUAUUUUAUACUAUUGACCCCUUUACUAUUUUCAAAAUCACCACAGAACAGACCUUUUUAAGGUUUUGAUCAUGCCAGUCCCUCUGCUAGAGGGCUCUGUUCAACCCCUGGUUCAUCCUUUAAGAAUCAGCUCAGUUUGCUGCCCUUGGUUGUGGGGUCCUUGUUGGCAUUGAGGCUGCAGCAGUCAUGGUGAACUUACUUCACCUUGUGCGUGACCACUGGGUUCAUGUACUUGUCCCUGUGGGAUUUGUCUUUGGAUGUUACCUACACAGAAAGAAUGAUGAAAAGCUAACUGCCUUCUGGAAUAAGAGUAUGUUAUUUAAAAGGGACUUGAGAUCCAAUAAAGAAGUUAUCUGGAAGUAAAAACUGAAUUACAGAAUAUUCACAUUUGAAAAGUUAUGAGA
Messenger RNA from Lemur catta (Ring-tailed lemur), 616 nucleotides. Its product is annotated as NADH dehydrogenase [ubiquinone] 1 beta subcomplex subunit 1-like. The record is from RefSeq and is a predicted model, not a curated record. NCBI's taxonomy places the organism in Eukaryota, Metazoa, Chordata, Mammalia, Primates, Lemuridae. The transcript has a single exon. Gene Ontology annotation, cellular component: mitochondrion. Bases 399 to 575 code for a protein of 58 amino acids.